Messenger RNA from Cucurbita maxima (winter squash), 1052 nucleotides. RefSeq names its product probable carbohydrate esterase At4g34215. The record is from RefSeq and is a predicted model, not a curated record. The coding region runs from base 133 to 996 and encodes 287 amino acids. The transcript is spliced from 2 exons. NCBI's taxonomy places the organism in Eukaryota, Viridiplantae, Streptophyta, Magnoliopsida, Cucurbitales, Cucurbitaceae.
UUGUAUCACAAAGGUAGAGAGGCUAAGGCAAGAAUCAGCCAACAACUAACGAGCUAUCGAAGUUGGAGAGGUAGAGUGUUGAAUGUGCAAAUAGUUGUUCGGGGUCUACUUGCACACAUACAAGGGAUCAAAAUGGCUUGGUUGAGAUUGGCAAUUUGGGUAUGUAUGAUGUUAUUUUACCCUUCCCUUUUAGGGGCUACUUCUCCCAAGAACAUAUUCAUUCUCGCUGGACAGAGCAAUAUGGCCGGUCGAGGUGGGGUUGAGAAAGAUCACAUGGGACAACUUGUGUGGGAUGGGUAUAUUCCACCCGAGGCUUAUUCUGACCCAACAAUCUUACGAUUUAGCCCUGAAGGUCAAUGGGAGAUAGCACUAGAACCUGUCCAUGACGGGAUCGAUAUCAACAAGACAGUUGGGGUUGGUUCAGCAAUAGUAUUUGCUCGCCAACUACAAGCGAAAUCUAAGUCCGAGGCGGGCGUUGUGGGUUUAGUGCCUUGUGCUAGAGGUGGCACUUUGAUUGAAGAGUGGAUUAAAAAUCCUAGUAAUCCUGAAGCAACCUUCUACCAAAAUUUCAUUGAACGAAUCAAAGCAUCAGAAAAAGAUGGUGGGGUUGUGCGUGCUCUUAUCUGGUUGCAAGGUGAAAGUGAUGCAGCUGCAAGUGACACUGCUCAUAGAUAUAAAGACAACCUAAAGAAAUUCUUUAUGGACAUCCGCAAUGACAUAAAACCUAGAUUUUUACCGAUCAUUCUUGUCAAAAUAGCCGUCUAUGACACAUAUAUGAAGCAUGAUACUCAUGACUUACCAGCGGUGAGAGCGGCAGAAGAUGCAGUCCAAAAGGAACUACCAGACAUAGUGACCAUUGACUCCUUAAAUUUGGUUAACACGGUCACACAUGAAGGGUUUAACCAAGAUCAUGGUCAUUUUAAUACCAAGACUCAGAUUGCUUUAGGUAAAUGGUUGGCAGAUACCUAUCUUUCCCACUAUGGUCAUUUACUGUGAUCUUAUUAUUUGUCUCUACUGAAUUGACUUACUAUAUUACCUCAAUUUAUAAAAUU